CUGAACCACCAGGCUGGCCGAUACCCACCGGAAGGAUUCUCCACCCGUGACUCUAUUACGUUAUUUAGAAUCGUGGCACGAGAGACCUGCCCAGCCUGCAGCUGCAGAUGCUCAUUUAUGAUGCUGCCUUCUGGAGAUGAGGAGAUGACAGCCAAUUGUUCUAGCAGCCCAGCCUGCCCUGCCAACAGUUCGGAGGAGGAGGUGCAACUGGGACCGGAGUUUCAUGGGAACCUGAAACUUGUUUUCACAGUGGUGUCAGCCGUGAUGGUGGGCCUGAUCAUGUUCUCUUUGGGAUGCUCCGUGGAGAUACAGAAACUAUAUUCGCAUAUCCGGAGGCCUUGGGGCAUUGCUGUGGGACUGCUGUGCCAGUUUGGGCUUAUGCCUCUUAUAGCUUACCUCCUGGCCACCAGCUUCUCUCUCAAGCCAAUCCAAGCUAUUGGUGUGCUCAUCAUGGGAUGCUGCCCAGGAGGUACCAUCUCUAAUAUUUUGACCUUCUGGGUGGAUGGUGAUAUGGAUCUCAGCAUCAGCAUGACCGCCUGCUCCACAGUUGCUGCCCUGGGAUUGAUGCCUCUCUGCCUUUAUUGCUACAGCUGGUCCUGGAACCAUGACCAGAACCUCACCAUCCCCUAUCAGAGCAUAGGAAUUACUCUGGCAUGCCUGACUAUUCCCGUGGCCUUCGGUAUCUACGUGAAUUACAGAUGGUCAGAACACUCCAAAGUCAUUCUCAAGAUUGGAGCCGCUGUCGGCGGGGUGCUCCUCGUGCUGGUUGCCGUGGCUGGUUUGGUGCUGUCGAAAGGAGCCUGGACUUCGGACUUCAAGCUUCUGAUCAUCAGUUUCAUCUUUCCGAAGAUCGGCCAUCUUUCGGGCUUUCUGCUGGCACGUCUGGCCCGCCAGUCUUGGCAGAGGUCCAGGACUAUUUCUUUGGAGACGGGAGCUCAGAAUAUCCAAAUGUGUGUCACCAUGUUGCAGUUAUCGUUCACUGCUGAGCAACUGGGCCAGAUCUUUCACUUCCCCUUGACCUAUGGACUCUUCCAGCUGAUAGAUGGCUUUCUCAUUGUUGCAGCCUACCGGGUAUACAAGAGGGCACUGACAAGCAGGCGGAGGAAUAAGAAUCCAGGUUGUGCAGAAACCUGCCGCGGGAAGAAAACCCCUUCUCCCCAGGAAUCCCGUGCCGUCCUCCAGGGGAAAGAGGAAACCACCACAGUCCCGGGGCCCUCGGAGGCCGAGAAUCUGUUGAGAGACCAGACCAUCCCUCUUCAUGUGACUAGAGGGAAUUCGCUGGCCUGACCAGGCCCUGGUCGUCUUCCGAGGCCCAGGAAGACGGUCCGGAGAGGAUGCAGGCAGGGCCUGUAUGAAUAUUCAAGUGCCAGAUGGUAGGAUAUUUAUACUUUUGUGCAGGGAUUGGAUCCCUUCUUGAAAAUAUAUCCUAUUACUUCCUUUGCCGGGAUCUCUUGUGGGGCAUGUACACAACACAUUCAGAGUUGCCUUGUGUGUUCUUGUGCUCCUAUGCAGGACAGCACGCCUGCCCAUGAGCAAUACCCAUAUUGCAUGCGGUCAUCCUCCCGUGGAGAUUUUAAUCCGACACGAGUUUCUCUGGGGAGGAGGUGUCACCUCAUACUGCCAGGCGAGGACAGGUUCUGGUUUGACAUGACUGUUUGACCUGGCAGCACCUUUGGAGCACUGGGAGGGGACACAUGGCUCAGAGAUGACAUGAAGGCCUUUGACCAAACACUUGUUCUUUUCCAAUACUUGUUCUUCCCCCCAACCCCCCUUGGUUAUUGUUUUUGUCAUUAUAACUGUGAUACUACCUUGGAGGUAAUUUAAAUACCCUGCGCUACCUGGUAAUACAUGGAUUACCUGAUUACUAAGAACCAGAAUCAACCAGAUGGAAACAAGCAAACAAACCCUACAUCAAGUUCAUUGCCAUCAAGUCAAUAACCCACAAUAACCCACUGCACUAUCAGGUCUCCUUAGGUAGAAAUGGGUACAGUUUUUUGGCUUUAUGUAGACACACACACACACACACACACACACACAGUCACCAUAUCGUCUUUAGUGUUUUGUUGGUCACUUUACCUACCAUGUGUUCAGGGACAUCUCUCCCCAUCAGUAUGCAUUGAUCUACCUCAUCCUUCAGUACAGUGACCACUCAGAAGUUUUCUCUAGAAGAACUAUAAUUUAUUUAACUAAUCCGUAGGCCUCGACAGAGAGAGAGCUGUCAAUUGAUCUGUGUGGCAAUGCUGCUAAAACAAGCACCCUGGCAUUUAUGUGGGCAUUUCUAUAGAACCAUCUCUUAUGAGUUGAGUGACUAGGCCAAGCACACACUGGAACACUGGAGAGACAGGACGCUCUCUGGCAGUGCUAACAGCCAUGCCUAAGGGGCCUCGCUUUCCACAGCCUCGCCAGAAUGACAAUGCUUGUGAAAACAUCUCGUCUCAAAUGAUCUGUCAUUGGUGAGAUGGACUGUUUUUUCAUCGUCACGUGCCUACUGCUACAUUUGCCUGCAUUUUCUAAUUGCAGUGCUUCUUCAUAGAUUUAUAGAUUUCACUACAUAGUGAACCCUGACCCUUUGUCCUGUUUUGCUGACAUUUGACCUGCACUGUCCUUUUUGUUUUCUGUAUGCAAGUCCCAUACAUCUUCCUGUGUGUGGAAUUUUUCUAUUUUUUACAUCAUCAGCUUUAUUACUCUUGUUGAGACAAGUGUUUUGAGGUGGAGAUCUGCUACAUGUUUACAGGACUUUAGAGUUUGUGUGUGGACUGUGAAUUGUGUCAGCAUUUUCACUGGAAGAGGUGUGUGAACAGUGUGUUUACUAGCUGCUGUGUGAGUGAUUCUUGUCUUUCCCAUAAGUCAACCAUGCCUGGCAGGAGGUAAGAUCUAUUAUUUCUCUCUGUUCUGACAUUAAAAAAUAAUUUAUCAUGUAUUUAUCCAGUAUUUUAGUGGACUCAAUAUGCACGUAUUAAUCUACUUACAGAUUAUUUUUGUGUAUAGUCUGAAAAAAUCUAAUAUUUUAAGGACUAAUGAAUGAUUCCAGUAUCAUAUAUUGAAGACAUCAGCUUUAUUGAUUUGAAAUGACCCCUCCUUCAUGCAACUUCUUAUAGGAUAUAGUGUUUUGGAAUCCUCUUUGGUUCCAUUAUUCUGUUAUUUGGAAGUUUUGAAAGGCAUGAGAAAGUGCAUUGUCUGAUAUGUGCAUAAGUGCAAGUACAUUUUUAUUCUGUAAAGCUUUUCACAGGUGGGUGGGCUAGUAGAACGACAAUGAAUAUCUCAUGGCAUUUCCACCAUCAUUCAGGGAAGCCCCGCUGGGUCUCAGGCACCCAGUACAUUUUGCAGGGACAAUAAAGGUGCAGAUUUGAGACAUGAUAGCUCAUUCUCAACUGCUGCUUCAACACUUGGGAGUUGCCAGUUAGCCAUUUGACAAAGGUCUCUUUGGUGUGAAGCUCUUUUGUGCACAGGAGUCGUACAAUUGUGACCAAGCAGGUCGGGCAUUCAAGGAUUAUGGUGAUGAUUGCACAACUCUUGGUAGU
Echinops telfairi (small Madagascar hedgehog) is the source of this 3521-nucleotide messenger RNA. It is a transcript of the gene SLC10A6, whose product is annotated as solute carrier family 10 member 6. Gene Ontology annotation, cellular component: membrane. The transcript has 6 exons. Gene Ontology annotation, biological process: bile acid and bile salt transport. Gene Ontology annotation, molecular function: bile acid:sodium symporter activity. Bases 118 to 1287 code for a protein of 389 amino acids. NCBI's taxonomy places the organism in Eukaryota, Metazoa, Chordata, Mammalia, Afrosoricida, Tenrecidae. The record is from RefSeq and is a predicted model, not a curated record.